This is a messenger RNA of Pochonia chlamydosporia 170, 2160 nucleotides long. RefSeq names its product N-terminal binuclear Zn cluster-containing protein. The transcript has 2 exons. NCBI's taxonomy places the organism in Eukaryota, Fungi, Ascomycota, Sordariomycetes, Hypocreales, Clavicipitaceae. The record is from RefSeq and is a predicted model, not a curated record. Gene Ontology annotation, molecular function: DNA binding; DNA-binding transcription factor activity, RNA polymerase II-specific; zinc ion binding. Gene Ontology annotation, biological process: DNA-templated transcription; regulation of DNA-templated transcription. The coding region runs from base 1 to 2160 and encodes 719 amino acids.
AUGCCACACAUGCGGGAAGUCAAGACUUGCGACAGAUGUCGCCAUUUCAAGAGGCGAUGCGAUCUUGUCAAACCUUCGUGUACCCGAUGUAUCCAGGCCGGAGUUCGCUGCAGUUUCGAUGUCCCAAGCACUACAGCAGCUGCAUCUCAUGAGUUCACGACAAAUGUUUCGCCAACAGCUUCAUCAUCCGUAUUGCCAUACAACACCGCAGGAUAUGCGUCAGUGCCAGUUUCGGGGUCAAUUACUGCUCUAGCCUCUUCAUCCGAGUCGACCAUUCCAAAAUCAGGCUCUGCACCUCUGCCACGACGAGCAUCAGGCAGCUCACUUACUAGUGGUCGUUCACCGCCAUCGUCGACGACACAGAACACCAAAGGCGAUCCCGCAGCAAACGGCCUAAUUUCACCCACGACAACGGUCGAAAGCCCGGAGCCGAGCCGGGUCGUCUCUUCCGACUCCUUGGCAGCCCAAAACGGAGCUGACUCCAGUAAUCAGCAAGGUCAACGCAUUGUGCGAAAGCGGAAACGGAAUUGCCUAAGUUGCUUGCGCUGCCAUCGCCUCAAAGUCAAAUGUGACAAAGAGCUUCCCUGCGGGCGAUGCAAGUCCAGUGGUAAUGGAAGGGAGUGCUACUACAGCUACAACAAAGGGCCUAACGGCGGAAAAUUUCCCUGCCCUACUGCGCCAUCCGGAGGUCCAAUGGACCCAGAUAGCAAGAAGCCUCAGUUAGCACCGUGGCAGAUAACCCAUAAAGUCCGAGGAUCGAGUCAUUGGCGAGAGCUGAUGGCCAAGAUUGGAUCACUUACGCCAAUGGCACAAUCUCCUCUUGCCAAAAUCCUAGAAGGUGUGGCCACAAAUGCUUGCUUGGCGAACUUCUCUUUGCCAGGCAACUUCCCCUUUGGCACGCCCGGGGCCACGAAAUAUUAUGCUCGAGAUACCAUCACCAGGCUCAUAGCUGGCGAGAGGGAUAACGUCGAGGAUUACCUUGGCCGAUACCAGGACAUGCUAGAGGUUGUCAAUCCCGUCGUGGAGAUGCCCACGUUCAGAGAAGAAAUUGAGCGAUACUGGCAGGAACCAAACACCGUCGGUUUAUGCUGGCUUGCACAAUUCCUAAUGGUCCUAGGUCUCGGCAGUUUCACGUCUGGAGACGACCCGGCUGUCGCCAUAGAGUUCAUGAUGGCCGCUGAGGCAUGCAUUAUGCAAACACCAUUCAUGUUCCGGCCCACAAUCAGUACUGUCCGAACGUUCACGCUGAUGGUUGUGGCCAAACAAAUAUGCAACGCUACGUGUUGGGCUAUGGACUCAUCCUACACCCUCAUGGGACACUUGGUCCGCCUGGCAUUUAUCCUCGGCUUGCCGCAGGAACGUAACGACAACGAUGAAGAGCUGCGCGACCCCGAGGAAAAGGAGACGAGGCGGAAAUUGUGGCUGACGAUUUUGUAUCUCGACAUCAAAGUGUCCAUGUGUACAGGGAUGCCGCCGCUGACAAGACCAGAAGAACUCGGCGGUCUACGAGACAUGCCUCAUUGGCGAGCCCCUGACAGUCUCCAGAUGGUACUCUACCAAGCCUUGCCGAUUGUUCUGAACAUUCUCGCACAGAUGAACUCGAAGCGAGACCCAAUAUCCUACCCCGAUGUCCUGCGGUACAGUGCGCAGCUUCGAGAACUGAUGGGACAUGCGAAGCGCGUUUGUCAAGCGCCGCUGCAGCGCAUCACCAUCGACAUCUUCUUAAGGCGAUGUCUCAUGGUCAUGCAUCGGCCGUUUGCACUUCAUGCAGACGGUCCUACCAUGUUCCCAGAAUCGUACUGGUCAUCUUUGGAGUGCUCACUGGCAUUGUUAUUUCAUUACCGUGAGCUUUGGGACCCAGACACCACGCAAGCACUUGACUUGGUCGGUAGGCCAUUCGUUCUCGAUAUCUUUUCGGCGACUUUGACCACUUGCGUACACAUGCUACGUCAGGAUGCGCCGCUAAGUGAAGCAGCCGCAACGGGAUGUCUAAUACCUCCGCGUCAACUUAUCCUCGAGACGCUCGUCAGCUGUGUUGACAUUUGGGCAGGGGAGCAGGAGAAGAGCGUAUGCUGGCGCACGGGGUAUCACAUCUUGCAGGCUCUCAUGGUGAUUUUGGAUGCCCCUGGAGCACGAGCAGCUCAGUCGGAUGACACUUGA